Molecule: messenger RNA, 3514 nt
Organism: Cygnus olor (mute swan)
Lineage: Eukaryota; Metazoa; Chordata; Aves; Anseriformes; Anatidae
Gene: CDCA4
Product: cell division cycle associated 4
Exons: 5
Coding region: 1188-2273 (361 amino acids)
Cellular component (GO): nucleus
Molecular function (GO): transcription regulator activity
Source: RefSeq, a predicted model, not a curated record
CUUCUGCUCUCCUCCUCCCCUCGCCUCCCUUCCCGCAGCCACCCGGGAGCUGGCGAGCUGCCUGCCGGCCCCCCGAGCCCGCCGGGGGCAGCCAGACCCGCUGCCCUGCUCGGGCCUUUGUCCCUGGCCCAGCGGGGACGGGGCUGGCCCUGCCAGCCCCCGCGGUGCCCGCAGCCCUCCCUCAGAACCAGGCGCCACCAUCUGCGCACAUGUGCGCGCCUGGAAGGCAGUAACUGGCUUUUCUUCUUCUCUUCAGCUUUAUGUGCGGUUUUGGUUUCUUGCCACAGCUGUUACGAAGGGCGGUUUUGAAUUUGGGGGACUAAAUUCUAAAAUUUGGUGGCAAAGGGAAGGUAUAAUACCUUCUUGCCUUGCCAUCGUCGCUAUGUUUAUAUCAGUAAGAAAAGAAAAAAAAAAAAUGCCUUGCUUAAGCAAACCUCUAGCACUUGGCUUGGGUAGUUCUUGUCUGCUUCCGCCUACGGACAGACAGCGCUAGAAUCUCUUUCCUGUCUUCUCUGUUAGCCCAACUGUUACCAAAUGCCUUGUUUUUAACCAAAUGCCUCGUUUUUAACCACCUGCAUAUGUGUUUUGCAGCAUUUACUACCUGAAUUUGAAUAGAAUGUGGAUCUGGAGUAUGUAAGCUGAUGUUCUAGUAGAAGCUGGAUCAAAUUUCAAGCACCUUAUUUGUAAAACAGACCGGGAAUUUGUCAUAAUCUCCAAAGCAACAUUUUUAGUGAAUUGCAUAAUACCGUGCUACUAUUCCAAAAAAGAAAAAAUAAUCCCAUGCAAAUCCCCUUGUUUUCGGACUGUUAUUUUACAGAUAGCUGUUGUCUCCUUGACAACUUCUUUCAUACAGCUGUUUCAAACAACAGUUAAGGUUUUGACACGCUAAGUUUGGGCUCAUGACACUCGGUUAGCAGCAGCAGAAGGGAGGUGAUACAGCUAGUCCAGCUACUGCCUCUUGGACAGAGGCAAACGCUGCUUAAAAUUACUGUGGGAUUUUGAAUGCUGUGCCUCAAAAGCAGCAGCAAUCUUGCAGUCAUGUACCAAGAAGUUUUACACAGCAGCUUGUACCUUGGAAGAACCUAGAAUCACACGCGGCACGUCUUAUACACUCACGUUACAUGGGAAAACUGUUUCCGUCUUCAGUGCUGCCCUAACUGUUACUGUAUGGACUCUUGCUCAGUAGCAUGGGAGAAGAGGAAGGACUACAUCAAGCACAGUUACUGAGGUUAAGCAUGCCAGUAGAAACUCGGGAGGAGCGAGGAGAAACUGCCUCUCUGCUAGGUGAAAUACAGCCGUUGAGAUGUUCGCUUCUGUGCGAAGCAGUGGCUCCUGACUUCCAUCAAGUUUGGAACUUAAUGGGAACCAGGAGCUGGGAGCCUCUGCCUCUCUCAGAUGCCACUCUCCGAAGCCAUGACUCGUGGACCUGCUCACCCCUGGUUCCCGAAUAUCGUCUUUGGGAUCCAGUCCAUAUGUUCCUGGCCCCUGUUGUACCACACUGGCCAUUCUAUAACCUGGACACAAUGUUUGUGCGAGGAUUGAAGAGAAAAUGUUUUGAUGGCGAAGAAGAUAUUGAAGGAACUCUGGCUGGUAUUAAGGCUAUUCCUUCAUAUAAUCUUCAGCGACAGUCACUUUUAGAUAUGUCCUUGGUUAAACUUCAGCUGUGUCACAUGCUGGUUGAACCUAACCUUUGUCGUUCGGUACUUAUAGCCAACACGGUACGCCAGAUCCAAGAGGAAAUGACCCAAGAUGGGACUUGGCAGAUGAUAAAUACACAGAGUACAGGCCAGGCAUCUGUGGAUCGUCUUGUUUCAACAGAUAUCCUCUGUCGCUCAUCUAGGGAACAGGCUGAGGGAAAGCAUGUUCCAGGUUACAGUACUUUCAGUAAAGACUUUGAGGGCGACCAGGCACAAGAUAGUUCAGAAACUAUGUCAACAGCCUCUUCAGUGCAAGCUCCGAGAAACCUGCAAAGUAAUGUGUGGGAAAUGGAGAAUCCACAGGAAAACAAAGGAAACUUUCAAAAAUCGUUAGAUCAAAUAUUUGAGACACUGGAGAACAAAACUCCUAAUUCAGUGGAAGACCUCUUUUCAGAAGUUGACAACUCUUACUAUGAUCUUGAUACUAUGUUAACAGGCAUGAUGAGCAACACCAAAAUGGGACACUGUGAUGGGCUAGAAUCAUUUUCUUCUCCAACAACUACAACUUCUAGCUCUAAUUGUAAAUCUGAUCUUAACGAGCUUGAUCAUAUUGUGGAAAUCCUCGUCGAAUCCUGAAACACCUUGUGUAGGAGAGAAAAAUCUGUUAAUGGAAAAAAGACUCGAGAAAGCUGUUUCCACAGUUUGUUCUAUCAAAUCUGCACGUGUAUUUUACAAAUAUCUAUAUAUUAUAUAGAUAUAUAUAUUAAAAAAGCACUUCAUAUUGCAAAAUAGUGUUAACUCUUAAAGUUAACCUGCAACUUGUAGUGUAAUAAUCCAAUUUCUUGUCCACUGAACUGUAAGUACAUACGGUAAAUGGUUAAGUAUGGGGUCCAAGGCUUUCAAAAUUGGGUUCCUUUUACCAGUUUGCUUUAGCCUUUGAUGGAGGACAUGCUCACUGAAAGGAAAGAUGAGAGAAUCCCUCUUUCUUACCCUUCUCCCAGUGAAAAUGGUAAUAAAUAGAGAAGUUGGUGAGCUUUUUUCUAUUUUCCUCCGGUUUCUACUUUGUUACAGGACAUAACUCCUACUAUAUCUGCUGCUUCUGAUCUAAGUUGCUACAUGGCUCUUAAAGAGCAGUAAGCAAUGGUUCUUGUUACUCUAGCUAGCUUAUUCUGGGUUUUGCUACAAUUUUUACUUUAAAAAUAGUUUUAAAGUGUUUAUUGGUGUUUAGAUUUUUCCAGGUAUUUUCCUAAAAUAUAUUUUUACUACAGAUGUUAUGUCAGCUGCUAACUUAGCAACUUCUGAUCAUAACUGCAGUUGAUGUAUUUUUUGAAAGGUUUUCAAAAAGGGAUGCUUUUUUACUGUGAGCUACCCAAUGUAGUUCAGUAAAGUGUAUGUAAAUGUAAAUAUACGAUUUUAUACUUUACAUUAAAAUGUAAGAGCUGUUUUCAUGAAUCUGUUUUAUAGAGUAGUACUUUACUAAAUUGAGAAUUGUACAAUUAUGCUUUUUAUACCCCAUAUACUUGAGUAUCAUUAGAGGAAGAGCUCUGAUCCAACUAGAUACAAUUAAAUUUAAUUCAUUUCAGACCGUAUUUUUUGUUAACUGCAAACCUAAAUUACCUAGGUUUUUAUUUAUGUGUAUUUAUAUGUAAAUGUCAUCAAGUGAAUUGUUUAUCACUGAAGUCUACCAUCAAAUAUUUGUUUAUAUGGGAUAACUAUCUUGCACUAAUUACUACAAAAAGUGUUACUAGCGGCCUUUAAAUCUCAACUCGUAUGUCUUGAUGUUUUGUCAUAAUUAGUAUGCUCCACUCUUACCAAGGGUUUCCUCUUGCCUUUUUUUUUUAAAUAACAAAAGAUAAUACAACAUGGGAUGGUGUUCA